AUGGCGAGCUCCGGGCACACGUGGCCCAACAGCCAGGACGACUACGAGCUGCUGGAGGUGAUCGGCGUGGGCGCCACCGCCGUGGUGCACGCCGCCUUCUGCCGCCCGCGCGCCGAGAAGUGCGCCAUCAAGCGCAUCAACCUCGAGAAGUGGAACACCUCCAUGGACGAGCUGCUCAAGGAGAUCCAGGCCAUGUCCAGCUGCAACCACGAGAACGUCGUCACCUACUACACCAGCUUCGUCGUCAGAGAGGAGCUGUGGCUCGUGCUGCGCCUGCUCGAGGGCGGCAGCCUGCUCGACAUCAUCAAGCACAAGAUGAGGAUCUCCAACUGCAAGCACGGCGUGUUCGACGAGGCGACCAUCGCCACCGUGCUGAAGGAGGUGCUCAAGGGGCUCGAGUACUUCCACCAGAACGGCCAGAUCCACAGAGACAUCAAGGCCGGCAACAUCCUGCUCGGCGACGACGGCAUCGUGCAGAUCGCCGACUUCGGCGUGUCGGCCUGGCUCGCCACCGGCCGCGACCUCUCGCGCCAGAAGGUGCGCCACACCUUCGUGGGCACGCCCUGCUGGAUGGCGCCCGAGGUCAUGGAGCAGAACCACGGCUACGACUUCAAGGCCGACGUCUGGUCCUUCGGCAUCACGGCUAUCGAGAUGGCGACGGGCACCGCGCCCUACCACAAGUACCCGCCCAUGAAGGUGCUCAUGCUGACGCUGCAGAACGACCCGCCGACGCUCGACACCGGCGUCGAGGAGAAGGAUCGCUACAAGGCGUACGGGAAGACGUUCCGCAAGAUGAUAUCCGAGUGCCUGCAGAAGGACCCCACCAAGCGGCCGUCGGCCACGGAGCUGCUGAAGCACUCGUUCUUCAAGAAGGCGAAGGACCGCAAGUACCUGGUGCAGACGCUGGUGUCCAUCGGGCCCAGCAUGGAGACGCGCGUGCACAAGGCCAGCAAGCGGCAGCCGGGCGCGUCGGGCCGCCUGCACCGCAUGGAGACGGGCGAGUGGGUGUGGGAGAGCGACGAGGACGAGGACGAGGAGGACGGCUCGGCGGGCCGCGACCGGCCCAUGAACACGCUGCCGCGCGCCGCGUCGUCCGACAGCGAGGACGACGAGCCGCGCGCCGGCUUCACCAUCGGCGCGCACGAGCCCGAGGAGGCGCCGCAGAUCAACCUGGUGCUGCGCAUGCGCAACGCGCGCAACGAGCUCAACGACAUCCGCUUCGAGUUCGCGCCCGGCAAGGACUCGGCCGACGGCAUCGCCACGGAGCUGGUGGGCGCGGGGCUGGUGGCGGGCGCCGACGGCGACGCCAUCGCGGCGCAGCUGCAGCAGCUGGUGGACGCGCACCUGUUCCCCGGCGCCGCGCCCGCGCCGCGCUCGCGCACCUUCCGCCUGCAGUCGGCCGACCCCGCCGAGCCGCCCGACGAGAAGGGGCUCGUGGGCUACGCGCAGAUCUCCAUCGUCGACUGACUCGACAAUAAAUAUUACGACUAGACUAUGUGAGCCGUAUUUUUAAUAUAAACGCUGUGUAAUCGAAUUUAGAUUAGUUAGGAAAGCGCAGGCCCCCCGAACUUGUAGAACAGUGGCGCCGUACCCUAAAAGGAGUCGUGUGAAAUUACCGAUCACUUUACAUAUAAAUAUGGGUUUAGCCCAUUCGGGGGCCUGUGAUAUAAAAUUAGUAGCCGCCACGCGGGUAGCUCGCGAACGUACGACGUAGAGCACAAACUGGGGUCACGUGUUACUACGGCGGGCCCGCUGUGGAGUUCGGAUGACGGUCGCUGCAAAAUACAUUUAGAUAUACAUUCGUAUUUUAGUACGUGUUUGUUUUAGGCCCAUUCUCGCACAGAACACCCAGAGAAAAGUUUCAAUUCCAAUCGUACAAGCUUUAAAAAACACCUUCCAAUGUGAGAAUAGACUUACAAAUAUAACAAACACUCGAAAGUCACGUAAUGGUUCUCGAAGAGAAACGUUAUAUAUGUCAGGUGCACCGUCGCGCGCCAUUAUGGCUCGUAGCUUCGUAAUGUUAAGCGCUAUUUUAUCUUAUUACGCUGUGUUCUAAAUACCUACAUAUUUUAAGGGUGAACGACCUAAUUAGAUGAAUUUUGAACUACGACUGGCAGAAUUGCGAAGCAAUUAUUGUUGGAAUUUACGUUUACAAGCUUUAAAAAUUCAACGAUAUAAGCUUGCUGAGAAACCUCGAAUAAGGUAACCAAUGAAGAUGCAUUUAGUUGAUUAUCAUACCUCAAUCAUUUAAUUACCCAAUAACUUGAUUAUUAUAUUUGUUAACUUGUUUUGAUAAACACUGGUCAGACCAAAGAUUUUAUAGAUAUGUCCAGCGCGUUGAAACUUAGUCGGUCAGUAAGUGGCAAAUUUUCUUAAUUUCAUUUACGGUCGUUUUUGAUAACCUACCAAAGAUUACGAAUAGAUAGCUAUCCUCGAUUAUCAGUAACGGUCAAACUAUCUGUCAGUAGAUUAUUGAAAAGCAGAUAAGAACAAAAAGAUAGAUUUUCUUAACUUUAUUAAGCGAAAUGGCGGAUAGAUAGGAUAUUGAAAACGGUCGUUAUUCGCAUUGUAAACAACGAAGGUUAUUACAAAUAAUGCCUAAAUAUUGUCUACAAUGUCGAUUUGAGUGUUCAAGAAGUGUAAAAACUAUAUCAUUUAUGUAAACAUAAAAUUGUGCGCUCAAUGGAGUAGCUAAAUUCGGAUUACUUUUUGUGGUGAUUUUGUAGGCACGUAACAUGUCUAACAGUAGAAAAUCUUUGGAUCAGUCCAUCAUCGAACAAAAAAGCGAGAUUUCCGACAAAGUUCCAAUCUUGUAAUAACUGCCAUGUGUAGUUCAUCAUUCAUGUAUAAUUAAUUAUUUUUAAGGGCAUAAGGAAUUAUUUUAACGUUAAGAUUAUUUUAGCUCAAGUGGAUAAAAUGUUUUAGUUUUAAGUAUGAAUCUGAAUUUAUAAAUCUUUUUUUUUAUUCUUCGUGUUUAUACGCCGCUCUAUAAAACUUAACACUGUAAUAGAUGUAAUUUUCUUUUAAUUUAUAUUCGCUCAAACUUGGAGUAUUUUAUUUAAGUUAAGUGCGCGUCAAUUAACUGGCACAUGUAGCCAUAAUGAAAAAAAAUAUAUAACCAAGUUUAGAAAACAAUAUAAAUGUUAGUUUAUAUUUAACAUUGGUAAAUGACUUAAAAAUGAAAACUGAAGUUAAACCAACGUCUGGCGCGCUAUAGAUUUUAUUAAUGUUUUGAAAGAAAUCAGUUUUUUUUGAUUUUAUAAUAUCUCAAGAUUUGGGUUUGAUUUUAUCAAUACAUGUGUACAUUUUGAUUGAAAAAUACACCCGGAUCUGAUUCAAUUUUAUUUUUUUUUUUUUACUUUUAUAAUCGGUCCUAAAAAAAAUAAAAAACAUAGUCAUGUUUCGAAAAAAGUAAGACUAAAUUUGAUAAUAAUAGUUCUAUUUUUUUCCGCAGUAGAAUAAAACAGCACACUAAAAAAACACCCAAACAUAGUUUUUCUUGCCAGGUUAUAAAACUAAAUCGAUUGAUAAUUUCGACAAUAUUAAAAAAAAAUGUUGUGUAGGUAAUCAGAUACAAUUUUACAAACAAAAUAUACAAAUAACGAUUAUAGAUAUGUUAAAACAGCAGACACAGAAUAAACUCUUGAAAACUCAAAAACACUCGCAUUGUAACGGUUCAAUAAUAUUAUGUAUGUACUUAGUAUUAAAGAAUCGCCUUUAAAGUGCCAUAUUUAGAUUUUCUAAAUAUGUAAAAGAUUUUAUGUAUGACAAACUCACUACACAGUUAUUAUUUAAAAAAAUCGGUUGUCUGUAAAGUCGGUUUACUGACGAUAGUUGAACGUGACAACGUCAUUUAAGAAGAUACUGAUGGAAUGGUUGCAUUUUUCAAAAGAAAAUGUUCAAUUUUCUAAAAUACUGUUGAAUAAUCUUCAUAGACCAGAAUAUACUUUAUUUCUUGUAAAAUAGUUGGCAACCCUAGAGCGAGGGAAAGACGCAUGACGUCAUCUUUUUUAAAGUGCAGCCGGCUCCAUCGAAGCUCCUUAUAAGACGUUGGCACGUCAAAAAAAGUUCUCAAACAGAGGCGGCGAUUCUAAAUGGUUAUCUUAACGGACAUUGUUCUUCUAUGUUUUGGCAACGUAACUUAAUUAGGUGGUUUCGUUUGUUUAAACGGUAGCUUCAGUGAGAUUGACGGGAAUAUUUCAUACUUGCAUAACUUUAGUGUAUUGCCAAUGGAAUAAUCCAAUUUUUUUUCCAAAAUGACUUUCCAUACCUACCUACUAGACCAGAUCCACUAGAGCCUAGUUUGGUUUCUACCGAAUAUAUCUGUCACCGCUAAUUUGUAAAAAAUACUCGCGCUAUUGUAAUCUGUCGAUAUAUUGUGAACUGAACAUCUGAUUACAAUUAACGUGUUAUAUUAUAUGGUAUGUAUAUUAUAUAUAUCGAAAAAUAACAUGUUAAAUUGUAAUCUGUUCAGUUCAUAAUAUAUAGACAGAUUACAAUAUCGCAAGUGAGAUUAGAAACGUAUUUUACAAUUUAACGGUAACAUAUCCAUUCAAUGUCGCUGCUUCUGAUUAUUAAACAAUAAACCGAAUAUAAUUCCUGUGUGUACAAAAAUGAGAACUUCGAUUUAUUAUUAUUAUUAUUGUUAUUAAUUUUCAAUAUAGGAAUAACAAUUAUAAACAAUUUAAAUUUUAAUCAUUACAGUGUUAUUGCAAGCAGAUGUAUGAAUAUUAAUUAAUGAAUUAAAUAUUUUUACGUUGUUAUUUGUUUGUUGCUUAUUUUGGAUUUAUUUUUUGAAAUAAUAAAUUGUAAAUCUGA
Messenger RNA from Bicyclus anynana (squinting bush brown), 4818 nucleotides. It is a transcript of the gene fray, whose product is annotated as STE20/SPS1-related proline-alanine-rich protein kinase. The coding region runs from base 1 to 1467 and encodes 488 amino acids. The record is from RefSeq and is a predicted model, not a curated record. Gene Ontology annotation, molecular function: protein serine/threonine kinase activity; ATP binding. The transcript has a single exon. Gene Ontology annotation, biological process: protein phosphorylation. NCBI's taxonomy places the organism in Eukaryota, Metazoa, Arthropoda, Insecta, Lepidoptera, Nymphalidae.